Recurvomyces mirabilis is the source of this 927-nucleotide messenger RNA. RefSeq lists its product as uncharacterized. The transcript has a single exon. Lineage: Eukaryota; Fungi; Ascomycota; Dothideomycetes; Mycosphaerellales; Teratosphaeriaceae. Bases 1 to 927 code for a protein of 308 amino acids. The record is from RefSeq and is a predicted model, not a curated record.
AUGCUCUAUCCGUGUAGUGACCACCAGAUCGGCACCUUUGGGGUAGGCAGCGAAGAUGCCCUUUACGCUAAUUCAAGAGCUCGACGCAUCAAGAUCGAUCCAGGGAAGGCAAAGGUAUCCGGGCCUGAUCUAAACAUCAUCUUCACAUGUUGCCAGCUGUACGAGGAAGGCAAGCAGUACCUCUACUGCAACAUCACCAAAGCCUUUGAAGCACCUUGCGCUCUGAAGAGGUAUGCAGCGCUCCUGUCUACUCGAGCCCCUGGUGGGUUAGAGCACGUUCGCCACCUUAAACUAGACUUCUCCCAGAAAGAAUACAUCCUCUUCUUCGCCGUCCACGUCCCGCCCUUCCUUCCCCACGUCGGAAAUCACGAGUCUGACCCGUGCUACGGCGCUGCAAAGAUGCUACGAGAGUUACCGCACGUACAAAGCCUGACGCUGAACUUCCGGUCUCCAGUCAGCAUGGCUUCAGACAGCGCCUGGGCGUACACCGGCGGCUACAAGGGGCACUCCAGCUCCAGCGACUUCGCUGGUCGAGAAUUCGAUGACGUUUUUACUACGCCUUGCCAGAGAUUAAUCGUUGACUGGACCCUAGCUUGUGCAAAGAAGUACAUUCAACACAUCCCCCACACCCACCUCGAAGGCUUCCUCAAGACCUCUACGAAAGAAAAAUGGGACACCAUCUUUGCGGCCGAACGAGCAGGUCAGGCUUAUGACGAAAGUGCGGAGAAAGCUAUUAUUGAGAACUGGAGUCUUACUGAUCUGCCGCCAAGUUGUCACUGCACCACGCCUUGUGCUUUUGACAAGUACGACCAGAUUCUUCGCGAUUCGAGAUGUCGGGAGCAUUGGGGUACGUGUGCUUGUAAGGUUCCGCUAGACGAGACGAUGCGGAGGUGGAUGGAGGAGUAUAAGUUCGAGUAUGCAGAUUGA